AUGACGGCCUCUGAUACCCUUGACUUUCCCAACCGGGAACCAAUACUGAUCGACCUCAAACUGUUCCCGUCGACAUUCGUCUUACCAACGCAUCUCACCCUGGAAGAAUUACAUGAAGUGGAAGAAUCUUUGACUGCCUGUGGUGCUUCUGUCACGUACGAUGUUACUGAGGCACGGUUGGUACUGGGAAAACUGUCUCAGAAAAAGCGGGCUGCUUUGGAGCUUCGCGCAAGAGGCGUAUGGACGGAAGAAAUAACUCCUGGGCCUGUGGAAACCCCUGAUCCCCCACCCCUGAAAAGACGCCGCCUCGAUAAGCCUGCAAAUGCUGUGGAGGCUGUGAAAGAACCCCAGAUUGUUGAUCUAGGUCUAGAAUCCGAACUUGACGAAGAGGAUGGAUUUGACGGGAGUAACAACGGCCAAAAAAGGAUUUUAAAACCAUCAGAGACUGCUCCGGUCCCGCGCUCUAUUCUCUCUUUGUCUCCACCUCGCAACAGCGAUAUACGGGUGGUAAAAUUAGAAUGGCUGCGUGAAUCGUUGGCCGCUAGGUCCUGUCUCCCGCUCACAUCGUUUACUGUCUAUCACGCGAAUAAGAUUUCCCGACCUGAAACACCCAAGGAAACGAAAUCAGUUUCUGUCCUGGGCUCCGAACAUGACUCUGUAGUUUCAACGCCCCAAUCUCCCUCUCGUCAAAGAGAUGGAGAACCACAAGGGAUCCUUGAACGGGCAAAGGCGGAUGCAGCCACAGCGCCUCGAUCACGAUUUGUCCCAGCCGCCGAGAGAUCCCGUCGACCCAGGAUCAGUCAAGAUGGUAGCCCAAGCUCUAAGAAAGUACGGCCAAAACUGUAUCGACAGACAACUUCGGAACAUGAGCAAGCUGCUCCUCUUCCGCCCGCCCCAGACUGGGUUCGAGAUAAUGUGAUAUACGCCUGUCUUCGCUCUGCUCCGCUCCACCCACCCAACGAAGAGUUCAUUAACCAACUCCUAAAGGUCAAAAGAAUACGAGAACUCACCCUGGAUGAUAUUGGAGUACGGGCGUACAGUACGUCUAUAGCCGCCAUUGCUGCGUAUCCUUAUCCACUUCAGACUCCAGAAGAGGUUCUGACUAUCCCUGGAUGUGAAACGAGGAUCGCAAACUGGUUUGCAGAGUGGAAGCAAAGUCCCGACGGGUCACUGGAAGCAGCGAAUCAGCUCGAUACGGACCCUGUUUAUUCCACUUUGAACCUCUUUUACAACAUUUGGGGAAUUGGGGCCAAGUCAGCGCGCGAUUUUUACUACCAUAGACAGUGGCGUGACCUUGACGAUGUGGUUGAACAAGGCUGGGACAGUCUGUCUCGAGUCCAGCAGAUCGGGGUUAAAUAUUAUGACGAAUUUAUGGAGGGCAUUCCACGGACCGAAGUUGAAUAUAUUGCAAAAGUUGUCCUCGAGCACGCUCGUCGAGUCAGGCCUGGCUCCGAUUACGAUGGCAAAGGAAUCGAAUGCAUUAUUGUUGGCGGAUACCGCAGAGGUAAAGAACGAAGUGGAGAUGUUGACAUGAUUCUCAGUCAUCGAGACGAAGCGGUCACACAUAAUCUUGUCUACGAUGUGGUAGCCAGUCUCGAGCAAGAAGGUUGGAUCACCCACACACUCGCCUUGCAUCUAACGAACUCUCUACGCGAUCAGCAACCGUUGCCUUAUCGUGGUGAAACUGCAAGAGGGAAACACCAUUUCGACACCCUUGACAAAGCUUUGGUCGUAUGGCAGGAUCCGCACUUUGAAGGCUCAUGCCCAUCCACCGAAUCCGUACUUGAAGAAGUAGAAGGAGAAACGGGGGAGUCCGGGACCUCCGCGCAACCCACUCCUUCAAACCUAGAAAACGACACAAACACGCCUACCGGCCAAGACACUCAAGCUAGCGGAAAUACACCCAACCUUCCAGUCUCUACGAAAAGAAACCCCAAUCUACACCGUCGCGUUGAUAUCAUCGUCUCUCCCUGGCGAAGCAUUGGCUGUGCCGUGCUCGGCUGGUCCGGCGAGACAACCUUUGAACGGGAUCUCCGCCGAUACGCUAAGAAAAUGCAUAACUGGAAAUUCGAUUCCAGUGGCAUUCGCGCACGGGAGGGGAGUGGAGGACGGGUGAUCGACUUGGAGAGUAAGGGAGAAACGUGGCAGGAGAGGGAGCGCCUGGUCAUGGAGGGCUUGGGUGUGGGAUGGAGGCCGCCGGAAGAGCGAUGCACUCGAUGA
This is a messenger RNA of Uncinocarpus reesii 1704, 2220 nucleotides long. RefSeq lists its product as uncharacterized. The coding region runs from base 1 to 2220 and encodes 739 amino acids. NCBI's taxonomy places the organism in Eukaryota, Fungi, Ascomycota, Eurotiomycetes, Onygenales, Onygenaceae. Gene Ontology annotation, biological process: double-strand break repair via nonhomologous end joining. Gene Ontology annotation, cellular component: nucleus. The record is from RefSeq and is a predicted model, not a curated record. Gene Ontology annotation, molecular function: DNA-directed DNA polymerase activity; DNA binding. The transcript has a single exon.